This is a messenger RNA of Ceratitis capitata (Mediterranean fruit fly), 3205 nucleotides long. It is a transcript of the gene Pep, whose product is annotated as zinc finger protein on ecdysone puffs. Lineage: Eukaryota; Metazoa; Arthropoda; Insecta; Diptera; Tephritidae. Gene Ontology annotation, cellular component: nucleus. The record is from RefSeq and is a predicted model, not a curated record. Bases 357 to 2429 code for a protein of 690 amino acids. The transcript is spliced from 5 exons.
GUCAAUCCGCUAUAGUUUGCUCAUUCGUUCGUCGUUCGUUGCUCGUGUAGUACUUGUGCGUGAGUGCGGAAUUAUUCAUAUAUAAAGUUAUAACACCGUCGCCAUCUUUAAUCUUCUUCACUUGAAGAAAAGGUUGUGAAAAUUAACAAAUAAUUUAAAAAAAUACUAUUGAAAGUUAUUUCUUCGCAAGAAGAUACAUAACUUUCAAACAUUUCCAUUUAGAUACUCAAAACUAAUAAAGUACUUGCUUUUUAGCUUGUUCUAAAUUGGUUAAAUUUAUGUGUGUGCUUUGUUGAUUAUUAUUCAGUCUUUGCAACAUUCGGAAAUUCUAAGUUAAAAAUUUUUUGUAAAUUAAAAUGUCUCCAAGCGUUAAACAAGUAAAUAAUAAUAGUACCAAAAAAAUGGCUUUCCGUGGCAAUCAGAAUCGCAACCGCAAUUUCGGCGGUAAUAAUUAUGGCAGCGGACCGAUGGGUGGUGCCAACCGUAUGGGCAACAUGAAUAUGUCUCCAUGGGACACUCCAAAUGCUGGUGGCAAUUUUGGCGGUGGUAAUAUGCGUCAAGGCGGCGGUGGCCAAGGCAUGAAUGCUCAGGCCAUUAAUUUGGCAAAUAAUUUGCUAAACAACUUGUUCAGAAAUCAAAAUCCACCAUCUCUGCUGGAUUUGCCACGCGGCGGUGGUGGCGGUAUGGGCAAUCGCAAUCAACGCGGCGGACCGAUGGUCAAUCGUGGUGGUGUUCCUGGCAAUCGCAUGAAUAAUCGCCGUGCUCAAGGAGGUUUUCAAAACCGUGGCGGUGCUGGUAAAUCGGCACAAAAGCAAGGCGCUGGCGGCAUUCGCAAGCAGAAUGCUUUUGAUCGGGCUAAGAAACUUUUGGCCAAAAAUGCCAACAAUAACAAAAAGAAGGAUUCCGCUUCUGGCGAUAAGAAAACUGAGAGCAAGGAGUCACCCUAUGCCAGCGUGCCCAACGACAUGUUCUAUUGUCAUUUGUGUAAGAAGCACAUGUGGGAUGCCAACUCAUUUGAGAAUCACAUUAAGGGACGCACUCAUUUGAUGAUGCGCGAAGGCAUCGAGGAGAGCUAUCGCCUAAAGGCCAAUAUGAUUCGUGAAGAGGCUAAGAUCGCCGAGCAAUUGAAAUCGAUUGAAUUGGAUCGUUUGAAGCGCAUGGGCAAGACCAAGCAGCGUCAAUUAGAAUACUGUACUAUGUGCGAUCUGAAUUUCCAUGGUCAUAUUUCGGCUCAUCGUAAAUCGGAAGGCCAUUUGAGUUUGAAGAAAUUCUUGCAUCCAAAAUGUAUUGAAUGCAAUAAGGAAUUUGCUACACGCAUCGAUUACGAUACUCAUUUAUUGUCGGCCGAUCACUUGCAGAAGGCAGCCGAGAAGAAUACUAAAGUGGGUGAACGUAAACGUAACACAUUGACGAUUCAUACCGAGGAGGAAGAAUCUAAGGACUUGCGUCCACCACAAAAGAAGAGGAAGAAGCCUGCUGCCAAGAAGGCUGAAGGUGAGACUACUGAAGUUAAGAAAGAGGGUGAAGAGGGCGCUGAAGGUGAAGAAGCCGAAGGUGAAGAUGCUGAGAAGAAAGAGGGUGAAGAGGGCGCUGAUGAGACUAAAGAGGGUGAAGAUUUGAAUGAAACUCAAGAAGAGGAAGAAGUCGCUUUACCCGUCGAUCCUGAGGAUUGCAUUAUCGACUUUAGUGAUGGCGAUGAGAUUCCAACUGAAGUCGACACACGUCUACCCAAAUACAAUUGGACACGUCCGGUCGGCGCUGGUCUCAUCACCAAAUUGGAAUGCUACGAAUGCUCUCUGUGCGGCAAAUUCUUCGAUACCGAGAAGACCGUUGAGGUGCAUUCACGUACCGUUACACAUCAUCGCAACUUCUUGAAAUUCAUCAACGAGAAGUCGAGCGAUACAAAGAUUGCUCAAAAGCGUGCUGCAGCCGCUUUGGAAGAGAGUGAGCGCAAGAAGCGCAAGUUGGAAGAAGCUGAGGCCGCUGCCACUGAGAUUAAAACUGAAAACGGCGAAGCCGCUGAAGGCGGUGAGGGUGAGCUGUACGAUCCAUCUGAAGCUACUGGCGAUGAUGAGGAUGUUGAGAUGAAUGAGAACGGCGAAGGCGCCGAAGGUGCUGAAGGUGAUGAAGGCGAAGAGGAGGUUCUCGGUGAUGAAGAGAUGGAGGCACAAGAGCAAGAACAAGAGCAGGAGGUUGAAGAGGAAGCCGAGCCAGAGCCUGAGCCCGAACCAGAGCCAGUUAAGGAACAACCCAAACCCGAACCCGUCAAGACAACACCAGCCGCCAAACCAGCGCCAGCAACACCUGUGGCGACCACACCCACACCCGCUGUUGUUGAUAAUUCGCCUGCAAAGAAGGCGACACCUGCACGCGCCACACCAAAAGCAACGCCGCGUGGUCGUGGACGUGGACGUUACAAUCGCUACUAAGCAUGCAAGUAAUUUUGAGUUUAGAAGUGACGACAUUAUUGACAUCGUCGGCAUCAAGACACCUUUUAAACUUUAUCAACAACAACAAACAGAUAAUGAUAGCAUAACUUAUUACUAGAUAAAAGAAAAAAAAAGCAUAAAUGAUUUCCAUUAUUUAAGUUUAGUUGUACUACUUUCAAAAAUUAUAUUUAAACGUACAUAAAACAAAAGACGUUAUGUUUUGCAACUUGACAAGAUAUAAUAAAAAAUAAUAAAUUAAAAAACUACAAUUCAAUAUACAUAUAUACACAUAAUUAUUAUUAUUUUGUUCACAUCAAUUAUCUCUAUUUGCAAUAUCAUUUAUUAAUUGCAAUACCAUUUAUUUAUGAGAGACACACAUACACUUACGUAUUAAGCAAUUUGCAAUCUUCCAGUAAAUGGACUAUUUGAACAAAGGAAAGAGCAAACAAACAAAAAAAAAAGAAAAAGAAAAAAUUUGAAUGAAAAGUGGAUAAAAAAUUUAGUAAUUCAAUUAGAAGAAAAAAUCGACUUGGAAAUAACAUUAAAAUACAUAGGAAUGGGGCAGACGUGUCGCAAAUGCAAGUGUUUGCUAGGGCGUGAAUGAGAAUAUUUGAACCAUGGAUGUUUGUCUUGAAGUGCGUGGUGGUUUUGAGUCGCAUACCGUAGAGGCAGUACUUAAUUCGGUGUACACUGGACUUGCUAUAUUUAUGCAUUAUAUAAUGUAAAAGCAUAUUUUAAGAGGUAAAUAAAACAACCUUUAGAUGUAUAAAACUUAA